Molecule: messenger RNA, 1008 nt
Organism: Linum tenue
Lineage: Eukaryota; Viridiplantae; Streptophyta; Magnoliopsida; Malpighiales; Linaceae
Source: the annotation of a GenBank genome assembly
AUGUCGUCAUCAUCAUCAACAUCGACAAUACCCAAAGUAGCGGCAACGUUACUUUUAACGACGCUGGCACUAUUAGUAACCACACCGCCGCAAUCCCAAGCUGCCGCCCGCCUCUCCACCGACUUCUACUCCAAGAACUGCCCCCGAGCCCUCACCGCCAUCCGGGCCGUCGUCCGCGGCGCGGUCACCAAUGACCGGAGGAUUGCGGGGUCCCUUAUCCGCCUCCAGUUCCACGACUGCUUCGUCCGCGGCUGCGACGCCUCCGUCCUCCUCGACAAAACAGCCACCACGGGGACCGAGAAAGACGCCGCCCCCAACCGCCGCUUCACCAAAACGUUUCGUGUCAUCGAAGACGCCAAGUCACAGGUGGAGAGGAUGUGCCCCGGCGUCGUGUCCUGCGCCGACAUCGUCGCCGUCGCCGCCAGGGACGCUUCCGCCGCCGUGGAGGGCCCGUCCUGGGGCGUGGAGCUCGGGAGGCGGGAUUCCGGCGCGGCAUUCCCUUCUCUCGCCGGUUCCGACAUCCCGAAUCCCAAGGACGACCUGAAGACGCUGAUCUCGAGGUUCCGUAAAAAGGGCCUGAAUUCCAGGGAGAUGGUGGCGCUCUCCGGGGCCCACACAUUGGGCACCGCCCAGUGCUUUACUUUCCGCGAGAGGGUGUACGGCAACGAAACCGUCGCUAAAGAUGUGAUCGACCCGAACUUCGCGAGGAAGAAGCGGCGGAUGUGCCCGGCGAGCGGCGGGGACCGGCUGGUCCAGCCGCUGGACCCGAUGACGCCGACGUCGUUUGAUAAUAACUAUUUCAAGGCGCUGAUGUUGAGGAAAGGGCUGUUGGCGUCGGAUCAGGUGCUGUUCAGCGGCGGUUCGACGGAUGGGAUUGUGCGAGAGUACAGCAGGAAUGGCGGCAAGUUCAAAGGCGAUUUCGCGGCGGCGAUGGUCAAGAUGGGGAGGAUUGGGGUGCUCACUGGAUCCAAAGGCCAGAUUAGGAGGACGUGCAGUAAGGCUAAUUAA